This is a messenger RNA of Camelina sativa (false flax), 864 nucleotides long. Lineage: Eukaryota; Viridiplantae; Streptophyta; Magnoliopsida; Brassicales; Brassicaceae. The record is from RefSeq and is a predicted model, not a curated record.
UUUGUGUCUUCUCAUGUUCAUCGCCGGCAUCGUCUGAGUUUCAUAAUUAAGAAGAUGGAUUAUCAACAGUCAUUAGCAGUUAGUUAUUCACAAAAUGAAAACUCAGCAACAUGGCAUCAAGUUCAACAACCCAAUAUCAAGAAGGAUAAUGAAUUUAUGGGGAUAAACCUUCUUUUACUCGAUGAACCGUGCUCAGUAAUCCAUACCUUUAUCCCAUCAGCCUAUGCCUCUCAAUUUCGUAAUGUUUUACGUGAAGGCGUAAUCUUCAAUUUUGGAGGAUUUAAAGUGGGUCGAUGGACAAGGCUUUGCAAGAUCAUUUGUUUCCUUUCUGCCACAAAAAUCGUUGAAGUUCCAGAUACAUCGAGUAGAAUACGAUUGAAAGAAAUGGUUUCCAUGCUGCAACGACUACCGCUACUCCACCACAAUCCUACUGUCCAACGACUACCGCUACACCUUCCUAGGGAACAUAGCAAUGUAUUUGAAAAAAAAGAUAAGCUUGAUAAUGAGGAAUAUCGUUACGGACAUGGGACGGCAAUGCUUACGUAGUGUUUUGAAAUGAACAACAUAUGUCAAGAAGCCCAGAAGUUGAAACAUAUUCAGAUGCCAACAGAAUUUUUGUGGGAUAGUGCAAAUAAAAUGUAUCGUAGAAGAGAGCAGCGGAAAAACAUUCGAAGGGUUAUAAACAUACACCCUACAUUAGGUGAUUUUUAAUGUCUUCGGAUCAUUCUCAACGAUGUGAAGGGUGUCACAAGUUUCGAUCAUUUGAAGAUUGUAGGAGUGUUAUACAUAAUAGUUUUAAAGCAGCAUGUUACGCAAGAUGAUUGUUAGAUGGAAACAAAUAAUGGGAUGAAGCUAUUGAUGAAG